AUGGGGCCGGGGCCGGGGCUGGCGCUGGCGCUGGUGCUGGCUGUGGGGGCCCAGCCCCCGGAGCAGCGCCCCAGGGAGUCCCACAACCUCAACUGGAACAAGUUCUCAGGGUUCUGGUACAUUCUCGCCGUCGCCUCCGACGCCCGGGGCUUCCUGCCGGGCCGGGACGCGCGGCGACUGGGGGCGGCGCUGGUGCAGGUGCUCGGCGCCGGCCGGCUGCGGGUGGUGCUCGCCUUCCCCCGAGCCCGGCUGGGGCAGUCCUGGGGCCUGGGUCCGGGGUGGGGGACCCCCAAAGCCUUCCCUCUGCCCCCCGUGUGGUGGCGUCAGGCAGCCUGUGCUCUCCGUCCAGUGAAGGGCGUGGCCGGCUUCCGCGUGCUGACCACGGACUACAGCGCCGGUGUGGUGGACCUGCGCCUGGGCCGGACCGGCCGGGGCUCCAAGGCCCUGCUGCUCCUCAGCAGACAGAACGUGACCGCCUUCGCCAGCUGGAGGACGUUCGUGGAAUUCUGUGAGGUCCGGGAGCUCACGCGGGGCGCCACCGUCCUCCCGAAAGACGCCUCCUGCGCCCACAGCAUCCGGCCCUGA
Molecule: messenger RNA, 585 nt
Organism: Pipistrellus nathusii (Nathusius's pipistrelle)
Lineage: Eukaryota; Metazoa; Chordata; Mammalia; Chiroptera; Vespertilionidae
Source: the annotation of a GenBank genome assembly